This is a messenger RNA of Rhizopus microsporus ATCC 52813, 642 nucleotides long. RefSeq lists its product as uncharacterized. The transcript is spliced from 3 exons. The record is from RefSeq and is a predicted model, not a curated record. The coding region runs from base 1 to 642 and encodes 213 amino acids. Lineage: Eukaryota; Fungi; Mucoromycota; Mucoromycetes; Mucorales; Rhizopodaceae.
AUGGGAUAUAAUAGUAUUAACUCUCGAUUUAUGAUAUUUAGCGGUGAAAAGGGAUGUGAUACCUCUAAAAACGCUCGAAAAAUUAAUGAACAAUGUUUCACACUCAAAAAGCCUACAAAUGUACGCGGAAGGAAAUUAGACUUGAUGCUCGUAUAUGACGAUAUUGUUCUUUGCUCUGCCGAAUGGAAAUCGAUGGCUUCAUCAAGAGCUGUUAUUAUGAAGCAAUUUAUUAAGAAUCUUCGUGUCAACAAUUGCAUACUUCAUGAGUUGAGGGAACAUUUGGACGAUGAUAAUACUAUAAUUUUAGGAAUGGAUUGGAAGGGAUUGCUUGGUUAUAGUUAUUGUAUGAAGAUGAUAGACAAGGCGGUGGUUGUAAAAGAAACAUGCAAACUAUUCCUCCCUCAAGAUAAAUGUGAAUUUGAAGAUUUUUCUGACACAGUCGCAUCACUUAUACAAUUUAAGGCUCAUUAUGUUGACAUGACUAAGAAAUUAAAGGUCAAGAUUUCCAAACAUCGCCGAGACCAUUUCUAUGAUGAGCAGUUUAAUAUCACCCCUACCAACAGUCGAAGCCCCUCCCCACAUACCUUUUUUUUACUUCAAAGCGGCCAACUACUGCUCGUCAGCAUGAAGAAUAAUUAUUGA